Brassica napus (rape) is the source of this 1791-nucleotide messenger RNA. Its product is annotated as actin-related protein 4. Gene Ontology annotation, molecular function: chromatin binding. Gene Ontology annotation, biological process: regulation of transcription by RNA polymerase II. Bases 201 to 1622 code for a protein of 473 amino acids. The record is from RefSeq and is a predicted model, not a curated record. Gene Ontology annotation, cellular component: SWI/SNF complex; NuA4 histone acetyltransferase complex. The transcript is spliced from 19 exons. NCBI's taxonomy places the organism in Eukaryota, Viridiplantae, Streptophyta, Magnoliopsida, Brassicales, Brassicaceae.
AUAAUUAUGCAAUUUAUUUAUAUUUUACCUUACGAAAGUUCUCCAGUGAGCAGAUUCGACUCGAUUCUAUUUUCUCUAGUGACUAGUCUCGACAAAAAAAUUGAGCUCAGUACUCAAAUCUCUGACUCCUUUCGGUUUGACCCCUAGAUAGCAGAGAACACAGCCCGUGUUUAAACCCUCCGACGAGCUCUCCGGCAGCCAUGUACGGGGGAGAUGAAGUGUCAGCUAUAGUGGUUGACUUGGGCUCGCACACUUGCAAGGCUGGUUACGCCGGCGAAGAUGCUCCCAAGGCCGUCUUCCCUUCCGUUGUUGGGGCGGUAGAUGGAGUUGAGGCGAUGGAUGUGGAUGCUGAUUCUGCGAAGAACAAUUCGAACUCUGAGGAUUCGAAGACCAACGAGUCUGACAAAGAAAAGGGGAAACGUAAGCUGUAUGUGGGAUCUCAGGCCUUGAAUUACCGCCGGGAUCAUAUGGAGAUAUUGUCACCCAUCAAAGAUGGCAUAGUUUCUGAUUGGGAUUUGGUGGACAAUAUAUGGGAACAUGCUUUCAGGGGUUGUCUGAUGAUUGAUCCUAAGGAGCACCCCAUGCUGCUAGCUGAGCCUCCUUUAAACACCCAACAGCAGAGAGAGAAGGCGGCAGAGCUAAUGUUUGAAAAAUACAAAGUUCCAGCUUUGUUUAUGGCUAAGAAUCCUGUUCUCACGUCUUUUGCUACUGGGCGUGCUACUUCAUUGGUUGUGGACUGCGGUGGAGGAUCCACAACUAUAUCACCGGUUCAUGAAGGUUAUGUCCUUCAAAAGGCGGUUGUAUCUGCUCCAAUUGGAGGGGAGUUUCUCACUGACUGCCUACUGAAAAGCUUGGAGAGUAAAGGAAUCAAAAUAAGACCUAGAUACUCUUUCAAGAGAAAGGAAGUACGACCAGGGGAAUUCCAGGUUGAGGAUGUAGGUGUUCCUGACACCACGGAUAGCUACAAGCUCUUCUGUCAGAGGAUGAUAGUGGGUGAUAUCAAGGAUUCUAUUUGUCGUGUUCCUGAUACUCCUUAUGACGACAAAUCGUAUGCAAACAUCCCAACUACGUCAUACGAGCUUCCUGAUGGCCAGACGCUCGAGAUCGGUGCUGAUAGGUUCAAGAUUCCUGAUGUGAUGUUCAACCCGUCAAUAGUUCAGACAAUUCCUGGGAUGGAGAAGUAUGGAGACAUGAUUCCUACUGUUCGUGGGUUGCCACACAUGGUCAUGGAGAGCAUCAACAAAUGUGAUGUGGAUAUCCGGAGAGAGUUGUAUAGUAGCAUACUGCUUGCUGGUGGCACAUCAUCGAUGCAACAAUUGAAAGAACGCCUCGAAAAGGACUUGAUAGAAGUAUUGUGUUCUCCCUCUCUCUUUUGUGCUCGCUUGUUAACAUUCCUUGAUUUCGAAAAUGGUUCAUCAUCUGCUCUCUUUCGUUCGUUUCAGGAAUCUCCUCACUCGGCUCGAGUUAAAGUGUUGGCGAGCGGUAACACAACAGAAAGAAGAUUCAGUGUAUGGAUAGGAGGGAGUAUAUUGGCAUCACUGGGCUCAUUCCAACAGAUGUGGUUCUCCAAAUCUGAGUACGAGGAACAUGGCGCUUCGUACAUUCAGAGAAAGUGCCCUUAAAACAGCUUCUGAAUCUGUUGAACCUGAGAAGAACAAAACUUGAAAACUAAGCGGAUGUGUUACUUUUAAUGGUUUAUCAUUGUUGUUCUUGCUACUUUUCACCUUAUCUUCAUUGCGUGUUAGACAUCGUCACAUCAACAACAUUUCAGUUUUUAAGCGCUAUCUAUUA